This is a messenger RNA of Carassius gibelio (silver crucian carp), 538 nucleotides long. RefSeq names its product mitogen-activated protein kinase kinase kinase 6-like. Lineage: Eukaryota; Metazoa; Chordata; Actinopteri; Cypriniformes; Cyprinidae. Gene Ontology annotation, biological process: cellular response to stress. The record is from RefSeq and is a predicted model, not a curated record. Gene Ontology annotation, molecular function: MAP kinase kinase kinase activity. Bases 107 to 439 code for a protein of 110 amino acids. The transcript has 4 exons.
AUGAAUAAAAACCACACUAAUUUCAUGUGGUUGGGAAUUGUUCGCAUUGUGUUCCAGGUUGCUAAUUCAGCUGAAUGAAAAGGAAAAAGAAUUCCAGGAGCUUCUCAUGAACACACUUAAGACCAAACAAAGCCACAUCACCGCCCUGGAGGUCCGAGCUGCAUCUACAGCUACAGAUAGUAAACCUUCACCCCACAAUGCUCACAAUGUUGCUAUGGUGCGCUGGUUAAAAGGUGUUCCAGUGGAUAAGAAAACCAUAGAAAUGCUUGUUUUUCAUGAGUUCACAUUGGAUAGUCUCCUCCAUCUCGCUUGCAGAGAUGAUCUGCAAUACUGUGGCAUCAAAGGCGGGAUACUGUGUCGUUUGUGGGCUGCCAUCUCCAAGCAGAGGGAGUCUCUUCCCAGUCCAGUCAAGGAGGACAGGGAACAUACCAUUCUCUAAGCUAACAGACAUGAAUGACUCUCUCUUGACCAGUUUUUAGAUUCUAUGAGCUCAGUGAGUUUGCUGUUAAUAGAGUCUGUGCCUUUUUUGGCACUAUUA